Messenger RNA from Mangifera indica (mango), 2676 nucleotides. Its product is annotated as G-type lectin S-receptor-like serine/threonine-protein kinase LECRK1. The record is from RefSeq and is a predicted model, not a curated record. The transcript has a single exon. Bases 53 to 2485 code for a protein of 810 amino acids. Gene Ontology annotation, molecular function: protein serine/threonine kinase activity; ATP binding. Gene Ontology annotation, biological process: recognition of pollen; protein phosphorylation. Lineage: Eukaryota; Viridiplantae; Streptophyta; Magnoliopsida; Sapindales; Anacardiaceae.
UGAGCAACUUGACUUGGGGGAGACUUGAUAAAUUUUCUUAGAUCUUAAAAAUAUGCAGUCAGGAUCCUCUUUUGUAUUUAGCUCCAAAUCCAUUCACUACAACCGUAUUUCAUUUUUUAACAUUAAAAUGCAGAGAUUACAUUUUCUUUUAAUCCAUUCUAUCUUCUUGUUCUUCUUAUUUGCAUCUUCUGUUGUUACAGCUCAACGAAGACAGUCUAAUAUAAGCCUGGGAACUUCUCUAAGACCUACCACAAACUCCUCAUGGCCAUCAAUUUCUAAACUCUACGCCUUCGGAUUUUAUCCGCGAGGCAAUGGCUAUGCCGUUGGAAUUUUUCUUGCCGGAAUUCCUGAGAAAACUGUCGUCUGGACAGCAAACCGCGAUGAUCCGCCGCUCCCCAACAACACCACCUUGCUGUUGAGUACUGAAGGCAAGCUUGUCUUGCAAUCAGCACAAGGCCAAGGUACCGAUAUUGCCAAUCAGAAUUUUGUGUCUGCCUCUUCUGCUUCCAUGCUGGACUCUGGAAACUUUGUGCUUUACAACUCUAGUGGAGGAAUAAUAUGGCAGAGUUUCGACUACCCAACUGAUACUAUUUUGCCAACUCAACGCCUCCUGGCAGGACAUGAGUUGUUUCCAGGUGUUUCAGAAACAGAUCCUUCCACAGGGAAAUUCCGGCUUAAGAUGCAAAGAGAUGGGAACCUUGUUCAGUAUCCAACGAAUACCGAUGACACAGCUCCAUAUGCCUAUUAUGCGUCUGGUACAGAUGGGCAAGGUGAUAAUGUGACACUAAACCUUGGUGUUGAUGGCCAUCUUUACCUGCUUAACACCAGUGGUGUCAAUAUAAAGAAUAUUGCAGAAGUGUAUCCAACAGGAGGAGUACUUUAUUUAAUGAGAGUUGAUUGGGAUGGGAUAUUCAGAUUAUACUCACACAGUUUGAGACCAAAUGGUACAUGGUCCGCCGUGUGGAACUCGUCCCAAAAUAAGUGUGAUCCUAAGGGUCUGUGUGGCGUUAACAGCUAUUGUGUUUUAAAUGAUCAAAAACCUGACUGUGAAUGUCUUCCAGGAUUUGCCCUUGUGAACCAGAGCAAUCAGACUUCCGGGUGUGAAAGAGAUUUCAUUGCAGAAAGUUGCAGCAAUGGGCAUGGAUCUGUCAAAUUCAAGAUCCAAUCAUUGGAGAAUACUCUGUGGGAAGAUGUCUCAUACUUUGAUUUGUCAGAAACAACCAAAGAAGACUGUCAACAAGCAUGUUUGGCAGACUGCAAUUGCGAAGCUGCCCUCUUCAAGAGUGAUGAUAGGACGUGCAGAAUGCAAAGGCUUCCUUUGAGAUUUGGAAGAAGAGAUAUGGGUAGUGGAUCAAAAACUUUUGCUUUCAUCAAGGUAGGAAAUGCGUCCUCUGAUAGUAACAAUGUGCCUGGAGAGGAGAAGAAAUACCUCGGAACCAGUUUGAUAAUUACACUGAGCUGUGUAUUUGGCGCUUCUAUAUUUGUUGUUUUGGCAACUUGUGGGAUUUUCAUCCACAGAUAUCAAGCCUGGUCAUACAAAAGAAUUCCUGGAAAUGGUAAUUUCAGGUUAUGUGAGGACGUUUCACCGAUAUCAUUUACUUUUGCAGAGAUCGAAAAACUAACUGAUGGUUUCAAGGAAGAGAUUGGAAGAGGAUCUUCAGGUAUAGUUUAUAAAGGGACUAUGAUGCAUUGCAAUAAGUUUGUAGCUAUCAAGAAAUUAGAUAAGGCACUAGUUGAAGGGGAGAGGGAAUUCCUGACUGAGAUAAAGGUAAUUGGGAGAACCCAUCACAAGAAUUUAGUUCGUUUGCUUGGUUAUUCCUUUGAUGGACCCAACAAGGUGUUAGUAUACGAGUACAUGAGCAAUGGUUCUCUUGCUGAUCUACUCUUCACACCUGAAAAACAGCUUAAUUGGAUAGAAAGAAUGGGCAUUGCUCGGGAUAUAGCACGAGGAAUUCUUUAUCUGCAUGAUGAGUGUCAAACGCAAAUCAUCCAUUGUGAUAUAAAACCUCACAAUGUACUCAUGGAUGAGAGUAGGUGCGCGAAAAUUGCUGACUUUGGAUUGGCGAAGCUGUUGAAACCAGACCAAACUAACACUUUUACCGGCAUCAGAGGAACAAGAGGAUAUGUUGCACCAGAAUGGCAUCGAAAUCUACCUAUUACAGUGAAAGCAGAUAUUUAUAGUUUUGGAGUAGUGUUGUUAGAAAUCAUAUGUUGUCGGAGAUGUAUGGACCAAAACUUUCCAGACGAUCAAGUUGUUCUCGAAGAUUGGGUUUACCAAUGUUUUGAUGGUGGUGAGUUGAGGCAAUUGGUAGGAAAUGAAGAGGUUGAUCUAAAACAAUUGGAGAGAAUGGUCAAAGUUGCACUUUGGUGUAUUCUUGAUGAGCCAUCGCUACGUCCUUCAAUGAAGAAAGUUUUACUUAUGCUAGAAGGAACUGUUGAGAUUCCAAUUCCUCCAAGUCCUACUUCUUUUCUUACUUGCAUCUGAGUCUUGGUAUAGAAAAUAUAGCACAAUGGAUUUGCCAGUUUCAUUUCCUUCUUUCAAAUGUAUUUAUGUAGUUUAAAGAGUGAAUUUAUGUUCCACUUCCGCUCAUACAAUAAUAAUCUUUUUGUAUAGCUAAAAAUCAUAAUUUAGAAUAAGGUAACUUCAUUGCCAACAGAGUACGGUUCACAAUUUAA